Molecule: messenger RNA, 1305 nt
Organism: Dentiscutata heterogama
Lineage: Eukaryota; Fungi; Glomeromycota; Glomeromycetes; Diversisporales; Gigasporaceae
Source: the annotation of a GenBank genome assembly
AUGGCAGAUUAUUUUUUCACUGUCGUAACAUUUUUAGCAAUAUUGCUAUGCAUCAUUCCAGGAAUAUUCCAUAUUCAAACAAGAAAUUGGGGUGCAAUUCUUAUGAUAUUUUGGGUAGUAACGACAAAUACCAUACUAUUUAUAAAUUCUAUACUUUGGGCUACUGAUCUAGAUGAUAAAGCACCUAUUUAUUGUUUAAUUUCUUCUCCAAUAUAUGUUGGCUCAAAUUUUGGUUUAUUAGCUUCUAUUUCUUGUAUGAUUCAUACUCUUUAUACCCUUAUUGCACGUCCUAUGAUUAUUACUGAGAAUAUUAAAAGGAGACAAGCUAUUAUAGAUUUUAGUCUUAUAAUUUUAGUCCCUAUGAUUCUUACUGGAUGUUUUUAUCUCGUCCAGACAAAUAAAUAUGGAAUUAGACCUGUUUUAGGUUGUUUCUCACCAGCAUACGUAAACGGUUUGUUUUUUUUGAUCGAUGGAAUAUGGCCUGUUUUUAUUUCUAUUGUUGGUUGUUAUUAUGCAGUUCCCAGAUUUCCGUACGGUUUAUCAGUUUUCGAUUAUGCAAAACCUUUAACUGGGUUUUUCGUAUUUUUAUUCUUUGGUACUGGUCGCGACGCUUCAUCUGCAUAUAUAAGAUGGGCUAAAAAAAUUCAUUUAGAUAAAGUAUUUUCAUUUUUGAAAGAGAGUUAUGAUGAUUUACGUAGUCAACAUUCAAAAUCUUCAAAAUCUUCAAAAUCCUCUCAAAAUUCUACACUUCAAAGUAAUAGUCAUGUAUCCUCAAUUCCUGACUCUCCAUUUAAAUCUCCAAAACAUGUUCCUCACCUAUCCGAUUCUUUUGGAGAUGAAAAAGAUGAUAAAAGCACGAUUACAACUUCAGUCUCUGCUACUAUCCCAAAACCAAAGAAAGGUUUGGGUAACAUAUUCUUUCUUAGCAGUCAUCGUACACCUAGUGAGCAAGCUCAAAUUGAUAUGACAAGUGGAAUUCACAUUAGAAUUGAUGGAUUAACUACAAAUAUUAUUGAAGAAGAUAAUGAUCAUUCAAUAGAAGAACCUGUUCCUAUUUAUCAAACCGUAGAUGUGUUUCCAAGAGGAAUUCAUGAAGCUCUUGAUGAAUAUGAUGAUAUGAGAUUGGACAAACAAAAUGAUACUUCAACGUUUGGCCCACUUUCAAGAAGUACUUCAGUAAAAUCUACUUCAACUAUUUAUGAAUAUAAUAAUUCUUUAAAACCUAAAACUGUCCAGCACACAAAUAUACAACCUGCAUAUGUUGAUGCUGCUUCAUUAGUACAUAUUGAAGAUGGUUAUGUUUAG